Messenger RNA from Porites evermanni, 1326 nucleotides. The record is from the annotation of a GenBank genome assembly. Lineage: Eukaryota; Metazoa; Cnidaria; Anthozoa; Scleractinia; Poritidae.
GAGAAAUCUAUCGCCAAGGCACAAGCAGCUGUGAUGCUAUGUAACAAAGAAAAAACACACUGGGAAUACUCUGGUGGCUCAGAAGGAAUCUCAACUGUCCAUAUUUAUCAUCAUCCCGUCAACGACACAUACAGAAUAGUUGGCAGACUGGAAAAAGAUCAAUCGGUAUGUUUGCCCUUAGUUAAUGUUAAGAGUUUUUUCCUUUACCUCCUAUCAGCUAGGAUGAAACUGUGCUUAAGUUAUACACAAUGGCUUUUUCCAACGACUUAACAGACAGACCAUUAAUGUUGUGUCACAAUUGAUUCAUCAGGUCAAUAACCAGAGUUUAAUACUAGGAUGGCAAACCCUAAACUCAUUUUAACCCAGUCUCCUUUUAAUGAUGAUGUCUUCAUUGGUUGACGAAACACGUCAGUCAUAACUAUUUCUUUUUCAGGACCGCACUCAAACUGAUGAUUGCUUUUCAGUCCUUUAUGUUGAUAUAAAGUCAACUCCCCCUCAAACAACACUUUUAUGGGAUAGACAGUUCUCUAAUAAACCUCUCUAUAAGGUGGACAACUUUCAGGCUACGAUACAGGAAACUUAUAAUCGGUACCAACAUUGUCCACCCCUGCCUGAGAGUCAACUGGACAGCAAAAGUGCUGACGUGUACUACAUUAAAAAAUCUCAGUGUAGGUUUUCAGAGUCCAUAUGACCUUAAGGUGUUAACCAGGUGGGAAUCUUGGAGUCCACUGGAUACUCAGUACCCUGUGAGCAGAGGCUUUUCGAUCAGUUCCUAGAUAAGUCGGGAAGAUCGAAGAGCCUCUGCUCAUAGGGUAGAUACCCAGAGUUUUAAGAAAAAGAGGUAUUACUAUUAUUAUUAUUUGAAAUGUUGAUGUUAUGUUGGCUGGUUUAAGUGCCUGGACUUAUCUUUUGGGAAUCUCUCAACUGAGAGGGUUCACUUUAUUAAACUAACGUACUGGAGACCAGAUUAACAACUGAAGGUCUUCGUGGUCUUCCUACUUAUAACUUCCUGGAAAAAAUGUGGUUAAACUAUAUUUUAUGUUGCAGGUAGUUAUAAACUUUGCAUUGGUAAAAGGAUUAUUCUACAACAGGCAAGAACCAACUUUUCACCAAUGGACAGACCAAAGUCAACUUUACGGUUUGAAUUUUGUAAGCAAACAGGACGCUCAAGAUUUUGGAAAUAGUGUGUUUACCUCGCUGGAAAACCUUAAAACUACUGGUAAGGCAUUUAAAUGUUGCAGUAACUUUUUAUUUAUUCCUCAUGCUGUUACAAGCGUAUCAGUGAAAACGUGUCUGAAUCACAAAGCGGAAAAUGUUUUGAUAAAA